Molecule: messenger RNA, 621 nt
Organism: Entrophospora candida
Lineage: Eukaryota; Fungi; Glomeromycota; Glomeromycetes; Entrophosporales; Entrophosporaceae
Source: the annotation of a GenBank genome assembly
CAACAAGACAGAAAACGUAAAGAAAAUAAAGCACCUGAUUGUAGGAUGAUUUGUUUUAAAAGAUUAUUGGAUCAAAAUAAAAAAACUAAAGAUGAAAAUAAUAAUAAUAAUUGGAAAGUUAAAUUAAGAAAAAUUGAUGAUAUAGAUGGCAAUAAUGGAGACAUAGCAAAAACUUUAUAUGAUAAAAAUACUACAUCUCUAAAUGGUGGUAAUAAUAAUAAUAAUGAUUGUGAUCAUGAUCAUGAUCAUGAGAGAUCAAAUAAUAUUAAACGUAAAAAUUUCUUGGAUGGAUAUUGUAUUUAUUAUGUUAAAGGAUUGGAAAAUUGUGACAAACAUGUUGAAAGUAUGAAAAACGCAGAUGAGUCUUUGAAUCAAAAUUUAUGGUUACAAAAUGAAUUAGAAGAAUAUGAAAUUGAUUUGGGUGACAAGUUAGAACAAGCCAAAUUAGAAACAACUCGUGUAAUAAAAAGAGCAUUCACACCAGGAUUUCAAUUAGCUAAAAGAUACUUUGAAUCUUGGUCAGAUGGAACACAAUUUUCAUUCUUUAGAAAAUUUUAUCAUAGUGCACAACGUAUGGAUGCAGUUCAUUUAGUUCAAGAAAAUGUUAAAAAAGCUGUAGAU